Molecule: messenger RNA, 2020 nt
Organism: Anoplophora glabripennis (Asian longhorned beetle)
Lineage: Eukaryota; Metazoa; Arthropoda; Insecta; Coleoptera; Cerambycidae
Exons: 2
Coding region: 89-1555 (488 amino acids)
Source: RefSeq, a predicted model, not a curated record
CUGCAGUGCUUCAGAUUUCAGUGUCUCGCGAAGCUCGCUGGGGCGCGGACGGGUGAGUGAAGUGGCAUGAUGAUGUGAAACAGCAGACAUGUGUGCCUCCGUCUACUCCUCCCUGCUCCUUUUUUUUCUCACCACCACCCUCACCAUCUCCAUAAUGUGUGGACCGAAGAUGGCAACCGUAGGCCUGCCCUUGGGAAGGUGGGAGCGCGGUGCCGACCAUGACAUACUCGCGGGAGCCGACUUUCUGUCGAUCCUCAUCGAGUCAUCCCUUCGGAGAGCUUACAGCGAAACCACUACUACAUCGACAUCCCUCCUAGAUUUAGAAGACGAUAGGAUCCGAGAUACCUCCAUCAGUUACGUCCGUACACCUAGAGAAACGUCGCCAUUUGCUCAAACCAGCACGGAGUUCUACGACACAACAGUAGUUAGUGAUAGUGACACUAGUAGUAGCGUAAAAGACGUUGUAGUAGUAGCAGUUCGCGUUUCGUCCUCAGUCGGUAGAACAGUAAACAAAGACUUAAGUAAACCUAAUCGAGAAAUAAUAAAAUAUACAAGUACUUUAAGUGAAACCCUUACGGAACCACCAACGACUGAACAGUUUGAUCAAAAUUUCGUUGCGUCAGAAGACCACCCUAGCAUAGUCGCGAAAGCAAGUAAAAGUGAAUUAAGUGUAGAAGAAAGCGAGCCGAUUACGAGAGAUAGUCACUUAGAUUUCAGUCAAGGUUAUCCGGCCAGGGUACGUCAGUUACCCGGACCAGCCUUCAACGCUGGUUCAAGUUUUUCAAACCCAGAUGGAAACCAAAAACCUAUUCAUUCAACGCUAAUCUUCCAUGAUAGUCCACAAGAUUCCGGACGUAGUAGAUCGGUCUCUUAUAGCACCGUGAUACAGCAUCCUCGCCUUGAAACGGAAAUGGAACAGAAUCCCCAACAGCAUGAAAGACACGAAAGAAACUACAAUGGUGCCCAAAGCAUCUUCGUUAACAACUAUGACCUAAACAGCGACGAGAAAAGAAAAUUAAACGACACUAAAUUGCUUACUCUAUCUGCAUCAGGACAAAAUGAAAUGAUAACUAGCACACCCUUCAGUAGCACUGCUAAGAAUUGGGAAAAAAAUGAAGAAAGUUACAGAGAACCAGCUACCACUGAGCGAAAUUGGGAAAUGCAGGAGAAGCCUUAUUCUCCUCCCCCAGUAACUCCCCGCCAAAUGCCAAAAGUCUACGGACAACCAGAGCAAAAUUAUGAGGUGGAUGAAUCUGUAAGUGUAGUUACCAAUGGCAGAGCGCAUGGCGUACAGCCCAGUUUACCACCAGAUAAAAUCGAGCAGAGAAAUAACUCUAGCAAAAAAGACGACAAUCAAAAAGUCGGCUACGUCGUGGAAGGUAGAAAUUACCGGAAAUACAGAGUGGAAGAACGCACUGCAGACGGAUUUAUUGUUGGAGAAUAUGGCGUUGUAAGUCAUGACGAUGGUUCUCUGCGAGGCGUUCGAUACACUGCCGAUGGAACAAUUAAUCCGCGAUUAAUCUAUGAUGCCUUGAUGAAGUUUUUGUCUUUGUGAUUUAAAAUGGUGCUCACGCCAUCGUACUGAUUCGAUUCUAGUUCCUUUGUUAAUAAUUAGGUUUUCUGUAACCACGGGGAAAUUUUAGUUGUUUUAGUGCAAUUCAUGUUUGCCAUGUUUACAUUUGAUGCAAAUUUUCUCUGUGUUUCCAAAAAACCGCCCGUUAAGAGCUCAGUCUUAUUUAAUACGUUAGUUAAACUAGGCUAGAGUGAAGUGAACAUAUAAAGUCUAGAUAUUUAAAUUAAUCGUGCUAAUUAUUAUUAAUAAGAAUUAAGAGACCAUUAGCUUGAUAUUGACAAUUGCUCAUGUAAAAGCCAUUAUACAUUUUUAAGUAUAUUGUGUAAGAUACUUGCCUCCAAAAAAUAACGGUUUUAAAUAUAAUUAAGGCAAGUUAUAUUUCAUUUGUGGCAAUAUAAUUUACACUUGAACUUGUACAGUGGCAUUUAGUAUACAGACAGUUAAUAC